AUGGAAAACCAUCCACCACUAUAUUUGAAAAAAUCAGCUAUAACAAAAAUACUAGCAACUCAUCAAAUUCGUGUACAUCUUCAAUACCUUGGAUAUCCAAUUGCUAAUGAUCCCUUAUAUUGUAAUAAAAAGGUUUGGGGCAGUAAUUUAGGUAAAGGUGGGAUAAAUGAGGAAGCUG
Messenger RNA from Entrophospora sp. SA101, 178 nucleotides. Lineage: Eukaryota; Fungi; Glomeromycota; Glomeromycetes; Entrophosporales; Entrophosporaceae. The record is from the annotation of a GenBank genome assembly.